Perca flavescens (yellow perch) is the source of this 2142-nucleotide messenger RNA. RefSeq lists its product as uncharacterized. The transcript is spliced from 3 exons. Lineage: Eukaryota; Metazoa; Chordata; Actinopteri; Perciformes; Percidae. The record is from RefSeq and is a predicted model, not a curated record. The coding region runs from base 458 to 1867 and encodes 469 amino acids.
UUGAGGGACCUACUCUCAGUAACAACAGGGGAAGGACGGAAGGAAGAUGGAAGAUGUGCUAAAGCCUCCUCAAAUCUCUGCUUUUAUCGUGUUCUUCCUCCUCCUCUUCUUCCUCUACUCCCCCUCCUACGUCUUCAGUUGGUUAUUCUGCUGUCUUAGCUUUACUUCGCUCAUACUUUUAAACUAACCCCGUGAUAAACAACCUCUCUGGCCGACUGUAAAGAAAGCAAGUCAGCCGCUCCAAUGGGAAAGGAAGCGACAGCCACGUGACAGCGGUUCAGUCAGCUGACUCCAGAGCAGGAAGUUGGAGGGGGGCGCGUCCCAUUAAUUAUUUUACUCGCCUCGAUUCCUUCCCUUCCAUCGGUCCUUUCCAUGGGGGUGAAAAGUGGCAUCAAACGAAGAGGUGGAGCCUAAGCCUGUGCCUAAGAUAGAUGCACACAGGCAGCCACAAGGAGCCAUGGCAGAAACAAGCCUGGGUGUUUUUGGCAUUGUGAAGACAAUCCUACAAAGUGCAGCAGCAGGUUUGGCUUUUGGAGAAGCUGCGUUAUUUGCAGUUGAGCCCUCACUAACUAAAGAUGGCGCCCUGCUGACUGCUGCGACUCUGGCUGCUGGGCGAGCCGGUUCCACAGGCGUCGGGGUGGUGACGGCAUGCCUCGUGUUCACCUCAGUGCUCAUUUCUCUGGGAUGUGGUUUCCUCCUCGCUGCCAUGGUGAUGAAGCUGCUGACCAACGUUGGAGUGAGGUUGCCGUGGUUAGUGGAGGCCACAACAGGAGCCUCUGUUGUGGUGGGCGCCGUCACUACAGGAGUGUUAGCAGGCAUCCUUCCACCAUGGAUCUACAUCGCAGCCCAAGGCAUUUUGGUCCUUGUAGUCUACUCUUACUCCAAUAUUAAUGACAUGACCACAGCUCUGUUAAUCAUCUUCACCACUCUGUACCUCAGUGUCCUGUACGGCAGAAUGGGUGUCAUGGUUGGACUCUUCGUCGUGGGAUUGACCAUCUCUGUGCUUUGUGCCCUACGAAAGGCUCUGACAGAGAGGAUGACACAAAGAACAAAAUCUAAAACCGGGUGCAAACUUUUAGAGAGGAUAUUCUUCUACUCUGUUUUUGUGGGGAUACUGGGAUUUUCAGUAGGUUUGGGUGCAGGUGAAGCAGGAGAAGGGUCUGAAGCAGAGGUGGUUUUGAUGCUGCAGUCAGUCCUCUGGGUGGCGUUUCUGUCUGCAGGGCUGCUAGGUGCUGGCCUGGGAACUGUGGCCAUGGUCGGGCUGGGGCCAGAGGUGGCUGGAAAGAUCGCUGUGGGAGCUGCUAUAAUAUCAUCAGUUUCCCUGAGAGCCAUUCUGCAAUCAAGCUCUUCUCUGGGGACCCGAAGCAGCAUAGGGGGAACUUUAGGAGCUGCUACAGCUGCAGGGGUGUCACUUGGAGCUGCAAGUGUUGCAGCAAAACAGGCGUUCGGGUCUAGAAACUCAACUUUAGCAACUUUAGGUUCAGUUGUUGUUGGUGCAAUUCUGGCAAUGCAAGGUGUAGCACUGAAAGUGACUCUCCUGACAACAUCAGAACUUCUCACAAUCACCCUUGUUGCAGUGGGGGCAUUUGUUCUUGGUGCACCAAAGAGCCCGUUCCACACUCAGGUGAAUCUACAAAGAGGCCUUCUCUCGGGGCCAGAGCUAAUUAAAGGAAUCGGCAUGGAGACAGUCACCGCAGCAGCAGCACCUAUCGGAGCCGGGGCACUCGGGGCUGCAGCAUUGGGUACUGCAGCCCUGGGGAGACUGGGGACUGUGGGAGUUCUGGUGGCUAUAUUGUUGGCGUUGGGAAGUGCUCUUAGUGGCAUGAUAGGAAAAUCACCGCCGACAACAAGCGCACACAGAGAGUGAUUGAAGCCUGGGUUUAGGUAUCUGUCUCUGCAUGCCUGAAUACAAGGCCAGACACUAAGAAAAGAGUGCAUACAGUAUUUGUGCAUGUUAACUAUAUUGACAUUAUUGCACGUCUACACUGUAUAUACAAGUUAUAACACCUUUCAAAUUUAACUUAUUUGAAUCUGAUUUUUAAAUUCAAAAAGCGCAUUUGCUUAUUGAUCAAACCUGACAAUUGUCACAAACAUGUUUUACUGUGGCUACCAGUGUUGAAUAAAAAAGAUGAUAAAAAGUUA